Molecule: messenger RNA, 1528 nt
Organism: Amyelois transitella
Lineage: Eukaryota; Metazoa; Arthropoda; Insecta; Lepidoptera; Pyralidae
Gene: Unc50
Product: protein unc-50 homolog
Exons: 6
Coding region: 169-966 (265 amino acids)
Cellular component (GO): Golgi membrane
Source: RefSeq, a predicted model, not a curated record
UAAAUGGAUGGAUGAAUGUGUCAUCGUUUAGAGUACAUAUUUAUUUCAUGAUUUUGUAAUUAUUAUCGAUAUAAAUAAAGAGUGGUCUUAGUUCUGUAAAGUAUUCUAGACAAUAUUAUUAGAUCACUACAAUAUUAUAACAAGCAAGACUCAAAAUAAACACACAAAAUGAAGUAUUCCACUUCACCAACUCCCAGCUUGAGUAACUACCCCAGGAGUACUUCUCCACUGCCUGCUCCCGCCAACUACCAAGCUACGACAGCCAGCGCUGCGGUCAAGCGGUACAAAUACCUUCGAAGGCUCUUCAAGUUCAAUCAAAUGGACUUCGAAUUCGCAGCUUGGCAAAUGGUGUAUUUGUUUGUAGCUCCACAGAAAGUGUUUAGAAAUUUUAAUUAUAGGAAACACACAAAAUCGCAGUUUGCCAGAGAUGAUCCGGCAUUUGUAGUUCUACUCAGCGUGUGGUUAUUUUUGUCUUCAAUAUGCUUUGCGCUGGCCAUGAGCCUGAGCUGGGGACAGGUGGCACUGUUCGUGUUAUUUGUAGUCUUCGUGGACUUCAUCGGGGCCGGCAUCCUGGUGUCAACGUUUUUCUGGUACAUAAGCAACAAGUACCUGCGCCGGGACCUCGACGGCCCCGACGUGGAGUGGGGGUACGCCUUCGACGUGCACAUAAACGCGUUCUUCCCCCCACUGUCUCUGCUACAUUGCUUCCAGAUAAUACUGUUCAAUAAUCUGCUGAUCCACGGGGGGUACCUGUCUUGUUUCGUAUCCAACACGUUCUGGCUCGCCUCCAUUAUAUACUACUUGUAUAUCACCUUCCUUGGUUAUAGCAAUCUACCGAUGCUACAGAACGCUAGAGUGUUCCUGCUGCCACUCCCAAUUCUCGUUCUGGUCUACAUAGGAACGCUGUUAGCCGGUUGGAACCUUAGUUUGAUGCUCAUGAAUUUCUACCAUUAUCGGGUGCUGUAGACUGAAUAUGUUAUAAGUGGGGAAAAAUAUGUGCUAACAGUGGACUAGAUGCCAAAGUACUAAAGCACUUAUAAUCAAUAGGUAUGGAAUCUAAAACUUUAAUGGUGAAAUGUAAAACCUAACAUACAAAUAAUGAAAUGUACUUAUGGCCAAUAAUUCAUGGUACAGUACGCCUUCAAUAGUCCAAUUACAACUAAAGGAACAUUUAUAUAUAAAAUGUAUGUGUGGACUUUUCUAUGUCCCUGUACAGUCAACGGCACAUAAACAUGACCGCUCUGUUCGUACGAAAGCAGUGGAGUUUUUAACAUAAGAAUGUCCAUAAUUUAUUGUACUCAUAUCAAGUACAUACAUAUGUCCUUAACAAACUGUUAUAAUUUAGGUAAAAAUCCAGGUUAUCUGGUAUUUAAUAUAGAAAAUUAUUGGAAUGAAUGUUUUGUGUUUGAACAAUAAAAAAAAACAUGUUAAUAUAGAAAAGAAUAUUUAAUUCGAUUACGAGAUAAUCACUAUAAUCUAAGUCUAUUGUAAAUAUUAUUUUUUAUAAUUAAAAUUAUUAAUUAAACGA